AUGCCUUCAGCAGCAUGGAAUCCCGCUCAUCGUACCCUUCCAGACCACUGUGAACCGGUGUCUCCGUUCCUACACUUCAUCUCAUCGACUUUGCAAAUAUGUCUACCGACUCCGCUUGCACUCAUCUCGUCCACGCUCGGGGUACUGAGCAUCAUCUCCUGGCUCUUUGCCCAGCUCCCACAGAUAUAUAAGAACUACAAGAUAAAGUCAACGGCAGGCUUAUCGAUAAUUUUUAUCGUGGAAUGGCUCCUGGCAGAUACGGCAAAUUGCAUCGGUGCUGUUCUCACUAACCAGGCCGGCUGGCAGAUCACGAUCGCGGCUUACUAUGUGAUUGUCGACCUUAUCAUGACAUAUCAACAUUUCUGGUACACUCACAUGAAGCAAUGGCAGCCAAAUCGCCUUAAAUACGCCAACAUCGAUGAUAGUGAGGAUAGCGAUACUGAUUUCCCACCAUCAGACUGUGACUCAUUCCAGCAGUUACGAAAUUCGCAACAUUCAUCUGCUCCUCGCUCAGUAAAUGACUUGAAAGCGGGAAGAGACCAGUUACCCGAUGAAAAGGCUCAACCUCAAGCAUCUGGCGGGAAACGAUACGUUAAAUCAAGCCCUCUUGGAAGUUCGUUAACUUCUCCCAAGGCCGUCUUGUUCGUUUCCAUGCUCUGCGCUGUUCUAGCCAAUGCCUCUUCAAUCCCACCUACUGGCCUUUCAAGGCCACACCCGGCCAUACCACCACCAUCGAACAUGAAGGAGUUUGUGGGCCGGAUAUUUUCUUGGAUUUCCACCAUCCUUUACCUUGGGUCCCGGCUACCGCAGCUAUACAAGAAUUACACACGCAAGAGUACUGCUGGUCUAUCGCCCUUGCUCUUCGUUGCUGCGUUCUGUGGAAACAUGUUCUACUCUUCUUCCUUGCUCACUAACCCGAAUGGCUGGCAUAAUUUCCCACCAUACGGAGGAGGUGGAUGGGCCGGUCCAAAGGGGAACGAUCGAAUGAGCUGGAUAAUCCUUGCAAUCCCGUUCUGGCUUGGGGCUACUGGUGUGCUCCUGCUGGAUGUAUGUGUGGGCAUCCAAUUCAUGAAAUAUGGCGAACAGAAGCAGAAGAUUGUUACCCGGGUAGGGAGAGGCCGCCAUAGAUGGAUAAGGGUCACUGGUUUCAUGAAGGGCUGGAUCCCUUCACUAUCCCCCGAGAGAAAGGCAUCAGACAACGAAACGCAAGCUCUUAUUUCCCGUGAGAGCGAUAGAUAUGGAAGCGUUUGA
This is a messenger RNA of Nannizzia gypsea CBS 118893, 1251 nucleotides long. Its product is annotated as PQ-loop repeat-containing protein 2. The coding region runs from base 1 to 1251 and encodes 416 amino acids. The transcript has a single exon. The record is from RefSeq and is a predicted model, not a curated record. Lineage: Eukaryota; Fungi; Ascomycota; Eurotiomycetes; Onygenales; Arthrodermataceae.